This is a messenger RNA of Thermothelomyces thermophilus ATCC 42464, 1569 nucleotides long. RefSeq lists its product as uncharacterized. The transcript has a single exon. NCBI's taxonomy places the organism in Eukaryota, Fungi, Ascomycota, Sordariomycetes, Sordariales, Chaetomiaceae. Bases 456 to 1202 code for a protein of 248 amino acids. The record is from RefSeq and is a predicted model, not a curated record.
UGCAUGUUGUCAUAUGCCAAGCCUUGGCACAGGGCUGUAAUAUCUUUUGAAGCCAACCUCCGUACAGUACGUCACUUGAGGGAGGGAGGGGUCCAGUCUGCGGGGCCGCAGUUGUAACUACACUGCCCCACAGGCGCCCCGAAAUCUUGAAUGACUGCGAAUGCGCUGAUACAAAUAAUCCGUACGGAUGGCGGAUUACAUACACACCAUCAAGAUAAGGAGACAAUAGAAGACGAAACACCAACACCCCUCGGUGCUGGACCCAACUCACCAAUUCGUUAUUGGAUUGCAGACAGUCCUUGUUCUAGUUCAACCCUCCUUCGGUUCAAGAAAUUCACCAUCUCAACAACUUGAACUAUUACAUACAUACACCUCGACGAGAGAGAGAGAGAGAGAGAGAGAGAGAGAGAGAGCGAGCAUUCCUCCAUCUGGCCCCGCUGAGCUGAAAGUGACCCAUGACGACGACGACAGCGGCCUCGCUCCCCCCGGCCGCCUCCCUGCCGACGCUCCCGCCGGCGGCGCAGGCGGCCACGCUGGACCUGCUGUUCGAGCCGUCGGCGGACCUGCACGCAGUAGCCUUGCCGGCCCUCCAGCGCGCGCGCCCGCUCGGGUCCUACGACGACCUGGUCGCGGCCGUGCGCGCGCGGCUGCUCGAGCUGGCGGACGCCGCGGAGACGGAGGCGGAGGCGGAGGAAGAGGAAACGGAAAAGGUCGGUGCGGAAGCGCGGCGGCGGCUGUUCUCGGUUCUCGGAAGCCAUCCGCGGCUGGGAGAGAAAAAGAAGAAGAAGGAGGAGGCCAAGGCCGAGGUUGAGGUCGAGGUCACGGAGACGGAGACGAAGGCGGGGAGCCGGGGUCCUGGAGGAGAAGGAGGAGGAGAAGGAGGAGGAGAGGGAGGAGAGGGUCAGGACGAGAGCGCGCUGAGCGCGCUGAGCGCGGCGGAGCAGAGCCACCUGAGCGCCGAGGACGAGGAGCUGGCGCGGCUGAACCGCGAGUACGAGGCCCGGUUCCCCGGGCUGCGCUACGUCGUCUGGGUCAACGGCCGCCCGCGCGCCGAGGUGCUGGAGGACAUGCGGCGGAGGAUCCAGAGGGGGGACAUGAAGGCCGAGGUGAGGACCAUCAUUGAGGUAAGUAAGCUAUUUUUUUUUUUUUUUGCCUCUCUUCCUUUUUUUUUCCCUCCUUGUCUUUUAAUUUGCUGCGCGUGACCUGGCCAUGCCUACAGUAUUGUUGCGAAUAAUGACCUGGGUCUGGCUUGCUUUAGGCCAUGUGCGACAUUGCGGCGGAUCGGGCUCGCAAGCUGCUGCAAAAGUCGGCCGAGUAAUUCGGUCGUGGAGAGCCUGAAGAGCCGAGAAGUUGGGUGCCGAAAGUCGGUUCUGUUCUGGUGCUUCAAUCCGACGCACAGAUAUUAGAGAUCCCUUGAGGGUUUCUGAAAUGGCCAGCUUCACAGAGUCGUGGGGGCUCAAGACAGCGUUGACUGUAGAAUCAGAAAGGAGAUGCUAUCAUGUCUGAAUGUGUCGUGCUGCCUUAACUCUGCGAAUCAUCUCUCUACAGUAAACAGCCGCCCACUGUAUG